UCCCUUUCUCUCUCCUAAUUAUUAUAACAAUAUUUUUUUCUCUCCCCUUUGGAGUUUUUCAACUUUCCAGUGUUCACUCAUCGGCAGGUCUCGUGUCUUCUGUCUUGUUUGAGUAAAAACUAUUUGAUAUAAAUUAGUUUUUUACUUGUGAUUUAUCAACAAAUAAACAAUGAAUCAAACUCUUGGAGCUAAACAAACAUUCAGAGAGAAUGUUUUGGCUGUUUCCCGGGAUUUUAUAUCUCAACCAAGACUAACAUACAAGACAGUCUCUGGUGUAAAUGGACCACUUGUUAUUCUUGAUGGAGUUAAAUUUCCAAAGUAUGCUGAAAUUGUACAAUUAAGAUUAGCUGAUGGAUCAAUACGUUCAGGUGAAGUACUUGAGGUAUCUGGUUCCAAGGCUGUUGUUCAAGUAUUUGAAGGUACAUCUGGUAUUGAUGCUAAAAAUACUGUUUGUGAAUUUACUGGUGAUAUAUUGAGAACACCAGUAUCUGAAGAUAUGUUGGGACGUGUAUUUAAUGGUUCUGGUAAACCAAUUGACAAAGGACCACCAAUACUUGCUGAAGAUUAUUUGGAUAUUCAAGGACAACCAAUUAAUCCAUAUUCAAGAAUUUAUCCUGAAGAAAUGGUACAAACUGGUAUAUCAGCAAUUGACGUUAUGAAUUCAAUUGCUAGAGGACAAAAAAUUCCAAUUUUUUCAGCUGCUGGUCUUCCACAUAAUGAGAUUGCUGCACAAAUUUGUCGUCAAGCUGGACUUGUUAAAGUUCCUGGUAAAUCAGUACUCGAUUCACAUGAAGAUAAUUUUGCAAUUGUAUUUGCUGCAAUGGGUGUUAAUAUGGAAACAGCACGUUUCUUUAAACAAGAUUUUGAAGAAAAUGGUUCAAUGGAAAAUGUUUGUCUUUUCUUGAAUCUUGCUAAUGAUCCAACAAUUGAAAGAAUUAUAACACCACGUCUUGCAUUAACUGCUGCUGAAUUUUUAGCAUAUCAAUGUGAAAAACAUGUGUUAGUUAUAUUGACUGAUAUGUCAUCAUAUGCUGAAGCACUUCGUGAAGUAUCUGCUGCUCGUGAAGAAGUACCAGGUCGUCGUGGUUUUCCAGGUUAUAUGUACACUAAUUUGGCAACAAUUUAUGAACGUGCUGGACGUGUUGAAGGAAGAAAUGGUUCAAUAACACAAAUACCAAUUUUAACAAUGCCUAAUGAUGAUAUAACUCAUCCAAUUCCUGAUCUUACUGGUUAUAUUACUGAGGGACAAAUUUAUGUUGAUCGUCAAUUGCAUAACAGACAAAUUUAUCCACCUGUUAAUGUACUUCCAUCAUUGUCACGUUUAAUGAAAUCAGCUAUUGGUGAAGGAAUGACAAGAAAAGAUCAUUCAGAUGUAUCAAAUCAAUUGUAUGCUUGUUAUGCCAUUGGUAAAGAUGUACAAGCCAUGAAAGCUGUUGUUGGUGAAGAAGCACUUACACCAGAUGAUCUUCUGUAUCUUGAAUUUCUUUCUAAAUUUGAGAAAAACUUUAUAUCUCAAGGAAAUUACGAAAAUCGUACAGUUUUUGAAUCAUUGGAUAUUGGAUGGCAAUUAUUACGUAUUUUCCCAAAAGAAAUGUUGAAACGUAUUCCAGCUAGUACUCUUGCUGAAUUUUAUCCAAGAGAUUCACGUCAUUAAAUAUAUAAAUUAUAAUUUCACGUUGAUUAAUUUCAUUAUUAAUGAUUUAAAAAACAAAUAAUUCAAAUAAGAAAAAAAAAAAAAUCUAUCAAAUUGAGUUGUGUAAAUUGAAAAAAGAAAAAAAAAAAACAAAAUUAAUAGAAUAUUUAAGUCUACUGUCGUUUUGAUUCUUGUUCAAGGGUCACAAAAAAUGUCUUUUUUUUUUUUAAAUAAAUUUUGUUUUUCCAUAUCACACAUAAACUUCGGUGCAAUGCAUAUAAUUGUUGAAGCAUGAAAUAAUAGCUGUUUUAAUGAAAUGUAAGCGAAAAAAAAAUGAAUAUUCACUAUUUUAUUGAUAAAUUAUUGAACAAUCAAUUCAUUUAUAACAAUUGUAUUAUUUUUUCCGUGUAAUU
Aphidius gifuensis is the source of this 2046-nucleotide messenger RNA. It is a transcript of the gene Vha55, whose product is annotated as V-type proton ATPase subunit B. Gene Ontology annotation, biological process: proton transmembrane transport; ATP metabolic process. Bases 170 to 1654 code for a protein of 494 amino acids. Gene Ontology annotation, molecular function: proton-transporting ATPase activity, rotational mechanism; ATP binding. Gene Ontology annotation, cellular component: proton-transporting V-type ATPase, V1 domain. The record is from RefSeq and is a predicted model, not a curated record. Lineage: Eukaryota; Metazoa; Arthropoda; Insecta; Hymenoptera; Braconidae. The transcript has 4 exons.